Messenger RNA from Schizophyllum commune H4-8, 759 nucleotides. RefSeq lists its product as uncharacterized. The record is from RefSeq and is a predicted model, not a curated record. NCBI's taxonomy places the organism in Eukaryota, Fungi, Basidiomycota, Agaricomycetes, Agaricales, Schizophyllaceae. The coding region runs from base 182 to 562 and encodes 126 amino acids. The transcript has 2 exons.
UUCGCUGUUUCCUCUCCCUCUCAUCUUGUUGUCCUUGGACUGCGCUCGGCAGGUCGCCUGUUCUUCUAGCACAAGCUGGACAAGGCUGGAUUAGCCGGGCUGUCGAUCUGUCGUCUGGCUCGGAAAACACAGGCGCCUCAAGCCGCAUCCUUCUUGCAGACAUCCUCGAAGUAUAGACCCCAUGGAUCCGCCGUCGUUAUUAUUCGACGGUCGCCAGCAGGCGAUCGUCGUCCACGCCCCUUCCAGUCCGCUAUUGAACACACCCUCUAUCUUCCCCACCCAGUGCAGGCCAGUCAACAUCAACUUUGUUCAUUUCGGACAGCUUCCACGAGGGCGCAAAACUCGCGAAGGACGCAACAUCCCCCGGGCGUCUAGCGGCUUCCGACACCAUGCGCAACAAGAAUCCUCCCUCUCUUUCCCAAUCUCACGCUCUGAGGAUUUUUUUCCCGCCAAGCGCCGCGAGUGUCAUCUCGCGGUCAUCGUCAAAAACCCAUGUCUUUACCCUCCACAGGCUUACCCCAAUUUCCUGACAGUCGCGGCCUCUUGGUCGUCCCUACCCUGAGCCCUGUCUUUUCGCCCGAUGCAAAGGUUUACGUGAGGAUGGCCCCCAGUUCAUCAAUGAACUUUGCACACUUUUCCUUUGAUGAAGACUUCAAUGAUGUGCGUGGCCGCCCAAGAACCUGGGAAUUUAUUGUGUUUUCGUCCAUUAGCGAUGUAGUAUACGCCAACGUAGCCUAUAGCAAUAGAAUUCCUCUCGAG